This is a messenger RNA of Bursaphelenchus xylophilus (pine wood nematode), 3918 nucleotides long. The record is from the annotation of a GenBank genome assembly. NCBI's taxonomy places the organism in Eukaryota, Metazoa, Nematoda, Chromadorea, Rhabditida, Aphelenchoididae.
AUGAGUGCCUUGGAGGAAGGCGACUUUGAUGAAUUUGGAGGCAAUAACGAGUUUGAUGGGAAUGAAGAGAUCGAUGAAGAUGUCUUGCUUGGAACCGAUGAAAACCCCACCGAAUCCGAGACACUGAACACUAGUCAAGAGUGUGAGGACGAGGAGCAGUUGGAUUAUGACGAAGAUGAGGAGGAGGAGAAGAAACCGAGGGACAAAUUUGAGUCCGAAAGAAAACCAACUACUACAAUAUCGCAGGCUCCAAAACCGGAUGUUUCUGUGAAGACGGAAGUGAAAGUGGACGAAACUGGGGAUAGUAAGGUUGUGGAAAGCAAGCCUGUGCCAAGCACACCACCAGUGAAGAAUGGAUCAGUGAAAUGUUAUGUUAACCCGAAGUUCAAGGGUCGGCUACCUUGUAAGUCGAUUUUCGAGAUUCUUUCUUUGGUUUUUAGGUGAAAGAUUGAUCUUUAGAGCAAGCCAACGUCUUCUUCUUUCUGUCCGUACUCAAUUUCUGCCGAAAUUACGAAUUACCGUCAAGAUCUGUCCAAUUUUACAUCAGCAUACCUAAAAUAAUGUUUUUCUUUUUAAAAAAUUACGAUGUUUCAGUUAAUGUUGGUCCCCGCCCUCUAACCACCUUACCACCGCCUCCAGUGUUCCAUGUGCCACCCACGAACAUUCAUGCGCCUCCUUUUAUUCCAAUGCAACGAGCUCCCGCACCAAUUAUGCGACCGCUUCUUCCAGUUGCUCCGGGACAAACAGUGGUCAGUCAAUUCGUCCCUCCAGUGCCGACAAGUGGCCCAGUAGCUCAAGUUGUGCAAGAUCAUGACGGGACCAUUAGAUUCAGAGCGAUGAUCCCACCUCCAACUCAACCGAAAGUUACUAUCGCUCGGGCUGGCCAUUGUGAUCCGGGGCCAAAAAGCAAUUGGGAUAGCAACGUAGAGGACUUCUUGAAGAGGACACAAGCUUGUAAGUGCUUUUUAUUUUUGUUGUUUUGGUUUUUAGUGGAUUCUUGGAUAUUACACAUGAUGGAUCACAAGAAAAGUUUGAACUUUUAGUCUAAGUUCUUGCUGAUUUUGCUAUUUUCAGCGAAAAGACGUCGAUCACGGUCAUCGUCAAGGUCGUCAUACUCAUCAAGGAGCAGAUCCUCGUCUUAUUCAUCAUACAGCAGGUCCUCGAGGUCCCCGAGUAAAUCAAGGUCCAGAUCACCGAUACGAUCAAGGAGCAAGUCGGCCGGCCAAAGGAGUCGUAGAAGACCCUCUCCCAAACGCAGUCAUCGACGAGACACUCGAAGAUAUCGCAGAGACAGCAGAGAAAAAGACCGUGAACCUUAUAGACCAAGAAAUGAUCGGACAAGGCCAAAAAGAGAUGAAAGGAAGACGCAAGAAGAGAAAAAUACGAUCGAAUGUGCUGAAGCGUUAGGCCUGGACCAAGAAUAUGUGAAAAAGUUGGAAGAACAGAAGAAAUUGCGCGAAGAAAUGGCCAGAAAAAAGUACCGCCGAGACGAAAGGGACACAAAGAACGAGACAAAAGUGGUCGUGGAAGUCGACCGGCCCAAACGAAAGCCCAGCACACCCGAUCAGAAACUCAAACCCUACCUGGCAGUGGUGAUCCACAACCUCACCAACCUCAGCGACGCCUACAAACGCGUGAAAAUGAUCGCGAACGCCGUGGGCCCCACCAAGGUUAGUCGAGGAAAUGGUUUUGUUUUUGAUUAUUUUCAAUUUUUAUCCAAGAAUUUGUUAGGUUUCAUGUCGUAGAGGAUCAUAAUGCAUCUGAAAACGAGCUUGAGCAUGUAUAUUUUGGCUUUUUGUAAAGUGUUUCAUCGAAUUUUAUAUUGAUUUAGUUAUUUUUUAUCAAUUUUUUUGAUUUUUUACAUUUUUUACUUGAAUAUUUGAGUGUUUCAAGAAGAAUUAUGAUAGAAUAAGGUCUCAUAUGGCAUUAUCUUGUACUGCGGCUUCUUAUUUCAGCAGAAAUUAUUGGAAUUUCAUUUGAAAUUUGAGAUUUUUUGAUGUUUUUGAGGAUUUUUUGGGAUUUUGGAAAUUUCUCAAAGGAAUUCAAUGAUUUUUGCUGGAAUAUGAACUCCAACUGAUAUGUUAUUGUCUUUUGUAUAAUGCAAAAGAAGUAUGUCGGCAUUUGCCAUGCGUAUUUGCCGAUAAUUUUAUGUUAUCCAUGAGGGAUCUGAUAUUUUUUUAAAAUUUUUGUUGUUUCUAAUGUCUGAAUUAUUUUUCUUUGGAUUUUAUGAGUCGUAUAUGGUCUACAAGAGUUGUAGAACAGACUUUUAUUUGUUUCUCCAUUCAAUUUUGAGAUUUUUACCACGAUUUUUUCGUCAAUUUUGACCCCGAUAUGAAUCAAAUUUUCUCGAAAAGAAAUGUUGAUUUAUCUCGUGCACCGUGUCGUCCGUCAAGAAGUCUUUGAGUACAAAAAAGAUGACGCUCUUUCCUUCCAAUUUUUAUAAGUCUUGUUGGUCUUUAUUCAAUUUUUGAUAUAAAAUCGAGCUCUUGGAUCAGCACCUUGUUUUAGACAAAAUUUUAUGAAAUUUUGAUUUUAAUGCUGAUCAAAGGGCCGAUGAAACUCUGAAAUGGAUAUGUAUUGUAUUAUCAGCCCUUACCUGUCAUAUCUAGUCAAUUUUUUAUCGAAUAUACGAUCUCGAAUAUAUCUUUUUUUUCUAUUUGAUCUCAAAUUUCAUCAAAAUUUACUGGUUUUUGUCGAUUUCCUGGUGAUUAUUUAAUAUUUUUAUAUCGAAUAUUCACAAUAUAUCACAAAUUUUGUUGUAAUAUCAUACAGUCUUGGUAUACCAUCCAUCUGGAUAAAGGAUUUACAAAAAAAAAAUUUUUUUUUGACACCUUGUUUUAGGAUGCUUGGUAUACCAAGAAAUGGUUCGCAUAUCGAAUGAGUUUGAUCCAAAAAUAUUUUAUUUGGUUUAUAAUGCAAUUUAAAUACCGUUUUGAGUAUUCUGCAAUAGUAAUAUUAGUGUAUUUAUUCUUUUUUUUACAAUAAAUACCCCCAGGAUUCGGCAGCUAAGAAUGCCUCGAUUAUAACUGCGAGGAACGUGGUGUUGGCGAGAAAGGAGUAACAGAGUCUGGUGAAGGUAAUGCUAAUUGGUUGGAGGGAUUUUUGAAGCAAUGACAGCGUGAAAUUGCCAGAAUUCGAGAUUUUAUUGCGAAAAAAAGUCGAUUCUAAAAAAAUUCCGAUAAAAAACGGUAUUUUUGGUUGAAAAAUGCCAAUAUAGACAUGAAUUUCUAAUUCUAUUGCACUUUGAACAUGUUUUUUUCUGAAAGUUCUUCCAUUAUCAGCGUAAAAUUACAUUAUCCAUGUUUCAGAAGGUAUGGCAGACGUCGGACGACUCAAUCAGCGUGAUAUUCGAGAGCCAUGAGAACGCGAAGAAGUUCAUGUUACAGUAUCAUAUGUAAGUUCAAUUUUGGCGCAGGUUUGGCCAGUUUUUUGGUCAGUUUGAGGUUGAAGUCAGGGCGCAGCUCGCGGAUUUUUAAUUUUGCUUAUUUUGAUAUGCAAAUGGAUAGAAUCUAGGGGAAAUGGAAGGUACAACUUCUUAGGGCAGUGUAAAAUCAUUUGAGCGGGUUUUUUAUCACCUAGGGCGCAGCUCGCGCGAUUCAAAAUUUUCUAGGGCGCAGUCUGCGGAUUGAAAAAUUUUGGAUUUUGCUAGUUUUCAUAUGCAAAUGAUAGAAAGUAGUGGGAAUAUAUAUAAAUUCAUCGUAGUGGAUUUUUGUCAGCCAGGGCGCAGCUCGCGGGAUUCAAUUUUUUCUAGGGCGCAGCCUGCGGAUUGAAAUUUUUUUUCUGGGGGUUUCACGGAUAAAAUACGUUAUUUUUACAUAAAAAUGAAUAAUUCGACGCAUUUUCAGGAAGCCCUUCAACGGAAUCACAUUGGAUAUUGGCCUCGAAAAGGUGUUCCUCAACCUGAAUGCGAUCCCAUAA